AUGUUCGCCAGACGAAAAAUCGUUUGGUCAGUUACGAAGAAAUGCAAGAUCGAAACCGAGACGAAAAUCGACCAAAUUACCGGCGAGAUUUCCUUGAAGUUUACCGAUGUACAGGCCAGCAAGAUGGGACUCGGCCCCACAGGUCACAUGCCUUUCUUUUGCCACAACGGAGAUCCGCUGUCGCAACCGCCGCCAGCCCACAUGGGCAUCCCACCGUACCAGUUGGACAGCAAGGGGGCGGCAUCCAUGGGUGAGUACGGGGGCUCGCCGCAGCCGCAACCUCUCAGCCCCGCCGAAUGGAGACGUCUCGGGCCGCUGCUCGCCGCCACAGGUCUCACCAGACCCCCUAUGUAUCCCUUUCCUGCUGGCCAGUACGCCUACCCGAUGCUCAGUCCAGAAAUGUCACAGGUGGCGAGUUGGCACACUCCCAGUAUGUACCCCCUAUCGCCCGGUGCCGGUUUCCGAAGUCCUUACCCCAGCACGUUACCGAUCUCGACGAGCAGCCUGCCCAGCGAUUUCUACAGAUUCUCACCAACCGGGUUGAUACAGCCGCAUCCCGGUUUGUCUCCACACCCGCCUCACCUUUCGUCGCAUCCCGCCAUCGUCACGCCGGGACCCAAGCAGGAGUUGCCCGAUCUCAAUCACAGGUAA
Messenger RNA from Phyllotreta striolata, 651 nucleotides. The record is from the annotation of a GenBank genome assembly. NCBI's taxonomy places the organism in Eukaryota, Metazoa, Arthropoda, Insecta, Coleoptera, Chrysomelidae.